AUGAUACGGAUGUCUGAAGCCCAUGUAAGAAUGCAUCUUAAACAGCAUGUCACUCCACAGGACAUGGACAUGGCUAUUCGUGUUCUGCUGGACUCGUUCAUUUCAACCCAAAAAUUUGGUGUGCAAAAAGCUUUGCAAAAGGGAUCUAGCUUCAAAAAUUACAUGAUAUUCAAAAUGGAUUUCAAUGCUAUUGUUUUGCACCUUCUGCGUGGACUUGUGAAGGAUGCAUUGCACUUGGAAGAAAUUGUAUCUGGUUCUACUGCAAAUCUCACUCAUAUAGACGUAAAAGUGGAAGAACUGCAAAGCAAGGCUCUUGAUUAUGGGAUCACUGAUCUGAAUCCAUUAUUUAAAAGUACAGAGUUUGCUAGAGCUAAUUUCGUGUUGGACGAGGGACAGGGUACAAUUAGGCAUCGCCUUGCACGCUGUUGGAUUGGCUUUGAGGGUAUUAGAAUGUAG
Molecule: messenger RNA, 456 nt
Organism: Fraxinus pennsylvanica
Lineage: Eukaryota; Viridiplantae; Streptophyta; Magnoliopsida; Lamiales; Oleaceae
Source: the annotation of a GenBank genome assembly